Messenger RNA from Lindgomyces ingoldianus, 1457 nucleotides. Its product is annotated as cyclin-like protein. Gene Ontology annotation, molecular function: cyclin-dependent protein serine/threonine kinase regulator activity. NCBI's taxonomy places the organism in Eukaryota, Fungi, Ascomycota, Dothideomycetes, Pleosporales, Lindgomycetaceae. Bases 40 to 1287 code for a protein of 415 amino acids. Gene Ontology annotation, biological process: regulation of transcription by RNA polymerase II; regulation of cyclin-dependent protein serine/threonine kinase activity. Gene Ontology annotation, cellular component: nucleus; transcription factor TFIIK complex. The record is from RefSeq and is a predicted model, not a curated record. The transcript is spliced from 2 exons.
CAGCUUUAUGCUUGCCAACCGGUCCCCAGUAGUUUCACCAUGAAGCUAACAGAAGAUGACCUCUACCGCGCCUCGACUCAGUUUAAGCACUGGUCCUUCACUCCCUCCCAGCUUGCCGCUCAACGCCAGAAAACCAACAUCCAAGCCUCUGAGCGCGUGAAGGCUGCCGUCGCGCGCCAACGAGCUCAACGCGCGAAACACUUCGAUACUGCCAGCGCAAGCGAGAGUGAGAGGAAUGGGACGCCGGUGCCUACGGAUAGGCAGGUAGACUGUUUGACAGUGGCGGAGGAGAAGAAGCUCGUGGACACAUUUUGCGAGAAGGCUAUUGACUUGGGUGGCUUCUUCAAGUUUCCCAUUGAAGUCACGGCAACAGGCAUCCAAUUCCUACGCCGCUUCUACCUCUUCAACUCCCCCAUGACGUACGAGCCCCAGACCAUCUCCCGAAGCGCAAUGUUCGUUGCCAACAAGACAGAAGGCCAUCACCUCACCCUCGAGAAAUACGCCGCCGGCUUUCCGAAAGCCACAACAGAGCAAGUUCUCGCGCCCGAAUAUCUCAUCGUGCAAGCUCUUCGCUUCAACUUCGACAUCCGGCAUCCAUUCCGCGCGCUGAAAGGAGGACACCUGGACAUGAUAGAGAUGGCUCGAGGCAAUAUCACACCACUCCCAAGCAAUCCGGAACCCGCCUUGGACAUCCAUUCCUCUAUGCUCAAACUCCCACGCAAGCCUAAUGGCCCCGAAACAAAUAUGACAGUCAACGACCUCGAAAAGCGCAUAACCGACGCCUACAGCCAUGCCUCUCACAUCCUGAAGACUGCCGCCCUCUUAACUGACGCAUACUUUCUCUACACCCCAUCCCAAAUUUGGCUCUCCGCGCACCUCCUCGCCGACGAACCCCUCACCCUCUUCUACCUCUCCGCAAAACUCCCGUCAUCCUCUCCCAACUACCCUAAAAUUCUCGCGACACUGCGGUCAUGUGCAGAUCUUCUAUCCUCCCACCACUCCUUCAGCUCCCCGACCACAACUCCCGCGGAAAAACAAGCCCGGGACAAGAAAGAGAAGGAAGAAGUGCAAGCCCUGAUCAAGAAACUGCGGCAUUGUAGGGACCCGGACAAAAUGGACUUGGUCAAAUUGAAUCAAGCACAGAAACGGGACGCGGUAGAUGCAGGUGGUCUGGAGGAGAGUAAGGCGAAGAGGAGGAAGUUGGAGCGAGAGGGGUAUCAGAAAGAGGCGGAUGAUUUUUGGGGGCCGGAGUUGCCGAGGAGAGAGAACGGUGCCAAGGCGGGAUGAGUGGGAGGGGGGGAAGAGAUUUGGGUUUUUGUGGGUUGGUGGAUUCUUUGCAUGGCAUGGCGUUUGAGAAUUGCAUAGAUGGCGUGGGAUAAGGCUAGAUUCUGCAAGGCCUAGUAUGUGCAUGGGCUUAAGAAUGUACUAGAUAUAUUGAAAUUUCACUUUUAUCAUCC